AUGGGCACCACAGCCAGCAACCUCUUCCGCGGCGGCGCCCCACCGCCGUCGAAGAGGCUCCGCCGCGCGAGCGACCUGCCCGCCAUUCAGAGCGUCGAGGAUUUGUUUCCGCCCGAGGUGUUCUUCAAAACCGUCGCGGGCGGCUACUUGGAGGCCGAAGAGAUCGGGAACAUAGCUUGUGCGAACCGCCAGUUCAAGGAAACGUCCUACAACCCGCGCAUGACUACGGGCCGCGGUUGUAUCGCAUUGAUAGGCCAGGGCUGCUCGCCGUCCGUCCCCGAGGCGAAGAAGUGGUUCAAGAUCGCCGCAGAGCUGCACGGCACGCGCGAAGCGCUAUUAUUCCUCGGCGAGUGGGCGUCUGGCGGCACGACGACAUUUAUGAAGUUUUUUGUGCGCAGCCGCUCCGCAGACCCCGUCGACCCCGUCGAAGCCGAGACUCUCUUCCGCGCCGCGGUCGCAGCCGACGAUUCUCCGUCGGAGAGCUACUGCAUCUUUGCGCCGGCGGGACACGCGCACGAUCUCGCACGAAUUGGUCUCGCGACGAUGCUCAUGAAGAAAGGUGGCGACGACGCGCUCGUCGAGGCGGCGAGCUUUCUCGACGCGGUCCUGGACCACGACAAUAUCCCCGCGACCCAACAACAGAUGCGCCGCCCGAACAGCGAGGCGGGGGCCCUGAGAGCGGAGAUAAUUCUCCAGCAACAAGCACCUGGGGCGCUGGCCGAGGCGCUCGAGCUCGUGGAAGCCAUACCGGCGGCGGACCUCGAAGGGAUCGAAGGGUCGAACUGCGCGUACGUGCUCGGCAAAAUUUACAAGGCGCUCGACGAAGAAACUCCGAACGACGAGCACGCGCGACGGGCCUGGGAGCACAUCAACGCGGCCAUGGGCGUGGGCCAUCCGCGCGCCGCGUUCGACGUGGGACAGAUGGCGGAGCGCGGUCGGGGGACGCCGGUGCACCUGCUCACGGCCUACACCGGGUACUGCAUGGCGGUCAGUAGACCCGUCCCGGACGAGCGCGCGGUCGCGCGUCUGCGCGAAGUCGCGGCGGGCCCGCAAAUGCCCGUGGAGCUCAUGGUGGCGAUCGUGCGCGUACGUCAGUACAACGCCCAGGCCGAUGAAGUCGUCCAGGGCAACGCCACGUUCGAGCAAGCCAUGGAACACAUGAACGACCCCAACCAGACGCUCGCCUUGUUGGGCAUCCCGGCGGUGGAUCCGGCGCCCCAGUGA
Pelagomonas calceolata is the source of this 1224-nucleotide messenger RNA. NCBI's taxonomy places the organism in Eukaryota, Pelagophyceae, Pelagomonadales, Pelagomonadaceae. The record is from the annotation of a GenBank genome assembly.